AUGUUGUUCUCCACGCUGCUGAUUCUCGCCGGUUGGGGUUUGUUCGCUUCUGUGUCGGGGUCUCCCGCGGUGGAGGAGGCGUACGAGGCUGUGCUCAGCGUCGUGGCUCCUGGACAGCAGCAUCUGACUGAGGACUCGCUCGGCUCCCUCUUUAAUACACUGGAGAACCGUGUGCAGUGCGGUGCAGUGCCGUGUGAAAAGUGUAUUCUAUCAGAUGCCGUCCAUCAGUUGAUCAGCAAUCCCUCCACUCACGCAGAGGAUGAAACUGGAAAAAGCAGAAAAAAUGUAACGGUCAGUGUGUCUCAGUUCACUGCUCUGGCUGCUGGGUGCGUCCUGUACCUCUCAUCUCCUGGCCUGGUCUGCACCGCGGUGAGGGAGGGGAGAUGGGGAGAGGAGGCCCAACAUUUCCUACAUGAAAUCACACAUCAGGAACCGCAUCAUGACCAUAAGCAUGAACACGAGCACAUAGACAUUCAUGCUUUAGAAGAGCUGCUUCAAAAGCUUCAUGACCACUAUGAGCCCUCACACAGAGAGAGCUGUGUAACGGCCAUGGACAUCAUGACAGAGGUGAACGCACCGUCACCGGACCAGGGACAAGAAGCGGGUGCAGUUUUGGGCCGCGUGCUGUAUCACGCCCUGCAAGGUCACUGCUUCAUUAGCCGGACUCUGCCUGAGGAGAGCUUCUUCCUGGACUACAUCAUGGAGCGUCUGGGGUCGGAGAACUUCACUGUCGGGGAUCUGGAGGCUCUCAUGAGAAGUCUGAACAUCGGACCCAGCCACGAACACGAUCACGGACACGAACACCAUGAAGACGAGCACGCUGAUCACGAUCAUAGCGGUUUGCGAUGGAGGAAGAGGAGCAGCCACAAACAUUCCGCGGGGCAUGAAAGUAACAGCACCUGGGAUCAGUUGUGUUUCUCGGCUAAAGAGCUGGUCCUGAUCUACGGUCUGCCAGACAACAGCUCUGUCUCCGCUGGCCUGGGUCGGACCCACUUGGCUCGGCUCAGCCCUGCACUGGUCCAGCAGAUCUUGAGCGGAGCGUGUGCAGAAAUCCCGGAACCUGCAACACCAGACAGCCUCACCAAGACCGAGAGAUACAUUUAUGCAACCAUUGCCAAUGUGGUGAUAACACUGACGUCCAUGUUUGGCAUCGUGUUGCUGCUGUGCACCUCCUGCACCGGUGUGUUCCAGUUCUGUAUCCAGUUUUGCAUCAGCAUGGCUGUAGGUUCACUGACUGGAGAUGCUUUGCUGCACCUGCUGCCCAUGUUUUUAGGUUUACAUGUGCACUCAGACAACACAAAGCACUCACAUGACGCUCACCAUGAAGAAAGUCUGGACUAUGUAUAUAAGAUGCUGGUCGUGUUGGGUGGGAUCUACUACUUUUAUCUGAUGGAAACGAUCUUCUCUCUGAUCGCAUAUAAAGACAACCAUCACCAUCACCACCAUCAACAUCAUCAUGCGGAAGAAUCAGAGCCUCACCACUGUGACCAUGGGAGGGUUUUAGAGAUGUAUCAACAGGAGAGGAAACAAAAAGACGCAAAGUCACAGUCAGCAUCAAAAGUAGACCUGGUUGGCCACGAUGAGAACGAGAAAUCACCUUCAGAGCCCAAAGAGCGCACCAGAGAGCAGCGUCUGCUGCCUUACAUGAUCACCAUCGGUGACGGCAUCCACAACUUUGCAGACGGCUUAGCGAUGGGCGCAGCUUUCUCUAUGUCAUGGAAGUCUGGACUGGCCACAUCAAUAGCUGUGCUCUGCCAUGAACUACCACAUGAGCUGGGCGAUUUUGCCAUCCUGCUCCACAGCGGUGUGUCUGUCCGCAAGGCUUUGCUCUUAAACGUUGGCAGUGCCAUGACCUCGUUCGUCGGCAUGUACAUCGCUCUGUCUGUAGCCACCGACCUCGCCACCAAACAGUGGAUCGCUGCCGUGACUGCAGGACUCUUCCUGUAUGUGGGGCUGGCUGAUAUGCUCCCCACCAUGGUCCACAUCAGCAACAAGAGACCCUGGCUCAUGUUUCUGCUGCAGAACCUCGGCCUGCUGACCGGGUGGGGGAUUCUGUUGCUGCUGUCACUUUAUGAAGAGAGAAUCCACUUUUAAAACACGGACAGUCAAGACACAUGCUCAGACACCUCAGUCUGUUGGUAUUGUCUACGCUGAUUGUUAAACUGCCAACAUUGUCCUAGCUCUCACUAACAAAAGGACAAACAACAUGUCCAAAUGACUUAAACUCCAAAAAUCCUCAAGCCCAGAUUUUUUUUAGACUUUUUUUUUUGCAUUUUUCAUGCUUUAUUACAUGCGGCAAAAGGUGCUCAAGGCGGAUUCGAACCCCGGUCUGCCGCAUCAAGGACUCAGCCUUAAUGGUACGCACUCUACCAGUGGGACGCCCCCCAGAUUUUGUUAUUUGACAAAAUUUCGAAUGUUGUUCACUAAUAUUUUGUGCAGAAAAUUGCACAGUUACCUCCCUGUGAACUUUCAAGUCAAGUCAAUUCUAAUAAUAUCGCCCAAAAUCACACUUCACAAUGUGCCUUGAGGGGAUUUACAAUCUGCACAGCACAGAACAUCCUCUGUCCUAUGAAAAGCUCUCCAAAAAUGUUUUUUGUUUUUUUUUAAAUGGAAGACACCUCAGGAAGAGAGACUCGGGAUGGACUGAUGUGCAAAUUGCAGUAUAGACAAACCAUCUGCACAGAAUGAGAACGUAAUGAGAAUGUAUGAAAAAUGUAUUCUAACAAAAUGUUUGACUUAUUUUACUUUAAUAAUGCUAAGAUUAGUUAUGGUCCCUGAGCUAUUGUCUGGCAGUAAAAGUGUUUCUUUUUUUUCAGCACUUAUAAAUGUAAAAUGAUACCAAUAAUUCAGUAUACACAUUAAAUUUACUAGUGGUUUUUGCCCUGUAAAGUUAUUUUUGCACUUUAUAUUAAGUAUCUGUUGAUGAGAAACACAAAUGAAGCUAUACAACUGAAGAUUAUUGUAUUUGCUGAAGCAUAAGAUUCGUAAGUCACAUUAACAUAAAGAUAAAUGUAUAAUUAAUAGUGUAUAAAAUGUUUUAUGUUUUUAUAUACAGUAUGGAAUAUACGGUAUUUUGUGAUCUGCCCUUUUGUUGGAAAAUUAAAACACUUUUAAAGCA
Messenger RNA from Centropristis striata (black sea bass), 3118 nucleotides. RefSeq names its product solute carrier family 39 member 4 (gene slc39a4). Gene Ontology annotation, molecular function: zinc ion transmembrane transporter activity. The transcript is spliced from 12 exons. NCBI's taxonomy places the organism in Eukaryota, Metazoa, Chordata, Actinopteri, Perciformes, Serranidae. The coding region runs from base 1 to 2094 and encodes 697 amino acids. Gene Ontology annotation, biological process: intracellular zinc ion homeostasis; zinc ion import across plasma membrane. Gene Ontology annotation, cellular component: membrane. The record is from RefSeq and is a predicted model, not a curated record.